GCUGACGGACGCGAUGACAGCUGCCUGUGCCCUGCAGGCUCGCGUUCCCAACGGUCCUAGUUCUAUUUCUAGUUUGUAAGCUGUUUUUUUUUAAUCCAGUUGUGCAAUAGACCCUUGGACUUUUCGGCCAACUCAAGCCAGCCACAACCCGCCACCAAAAAAGACAUCGUCAACACGCAUACACUUACCUUGUGUGGGUUAUUUUUCUAGGAGUACCUCCUCCCAACUCGACCCAAAGGCCCUUUGUGCAUAGACAACCGUCUCUCGAGUUGACCCGCCGCCUCCGCCGCCGCCAUCAUGGAUCUUCAUGAGCUGCAGAGCAAACUGACCCUCUGGCUGGACGAGGCAUCGCAUGCAUUCCAGAGGGUGCCGGGCUCGGCGGUUUUGAUUCGCUAUGUCAAGUCCAGCUACCAGAACGAUCCUGUUCGCUCCGCCAUUGAGCUGGUCCUCGUUGUGUUUUUCAUCCGGUACCUGAUGGCACCAUCUUACUCCACCCACAAGCAGAACUUUAUUAAGCUGCGCGAGGAUGAGAUCGACGAACUGGUCGAAGACUGGACACCCGAGCCGCUCGUACCAGCAAGGACGGCGCAGGAGGAGGCCGAGGCCGAGAAGCUGCCCGUGAUAGUCGGACCGACAGGGCCCAAGACGAAGCUCGCGAGCGGACGCACGGUCACGAACCUCUCGACAUACAACUACUACAACUUCAACGCCAACGAACAGAUCAAGGAGAAGGCGAUCCAGACCCUGCGGACCUACGGCGUGGGCCCCUGCGGCCCGCCGCAGUUUUACGGUACCCAAGACGUUCACAUGAAGACCGAGGCGGACAUUGCGGCCUACAUCGGCACCGAGGGCUGCAUCAUCUACGCGCACGCCUUCUCGGCCGUCACGAGCGUGAUCCCUUCAUUCUGCAAGCGUGGAGAUGUGAUCAUUGCGGACCGCAUGGCCAACUAUUCCAUCCGCAAGGGUUUGGAGCUUUCAAGGAGCAGCAUCAGGUGGCAUGGGCAUGGAGACAUGGAGGAGCUGGAGGCGGCCAUGGCGAAGGUUGCCAAGGAGCAGGCCAAGAACAAGAAGCUGACGAGGCGGUUCGUCGUCAUCGAGGCGUUGUCUGAGCUGCUUGGAGACAUCGCCGACCUCCCGAAGUUGAUUGAGCUGAAGGAGAAAUACAAGUUUCGCCUGAUACUGGACGAGACGUGGUCAUUUGGCGUGCUGGGUCGCACCGGACGCGGACUGACCGAGGCUCAGAACGUGGACCCGACGCAGGUGGACAUGAUCGUGGGCUCGAUGGCGGGCCCCCUGUGCGCGGGCGGUGGGUUCUGCGCGGGCUCGCGGGACGUCGUGGAGCACCAGCGCAUCAUGUCGACGGCCUACACCUUCUCAGCAGCACUGCCGGCCAUGACGGCUGUGACGGCCAGCGAGACGCUGAACCUCUUGCAGUCGAACCCCGAGAUCCUGUCGCAGUGCCGCGAAAACAUCAAGGCUCUGCGGGCGCAGCUCGACCCUCGCUCAGACUGGGUCUUUUGCACCAGCUCCAUCGACAACCCGAUCCUGCUGCUUCAGCUGAAGCCCGAGGUUAUUGCGUCGAGGAGGCUUACUGCUGAGGACCAGAACAGGCUGCUUCAGGAGUGUGUCGAUGAGUCACUAGCCAACGGUGUCUGGAUCACACGUCUGAAGAUCCAGCCGGUGCUCAAUACGAUUGGGCCUAAGGAAAACAUCACCAUCCAGCCGGCGCUCAAGGUCUGUGUCACUUCUGGCCUGUCCAGGAAGGACAUUGAACGGGCCGGGACCACAAUUCGCCAUGCCAUCACCAAGGUGAUGAAGAGCAACGCCAAGCUUUCGCCUGCAGUUGCGCCUGCUUAGCGUUUUCGUUGCAAAACACUUUUACUGUUGUUUUCUUCUUUUGUUUUCUUGUUAUUUCCCAUUUUAAUGGAUUUCGGGCAAAAGAGGAGAAAGUCGGUAGAUCCAUUUCACAAAACUCUGCCACGACUUUGAUUGGUUUUUAGACAACAUUUAGACUACAGGCUGCCUAGCUUGCUAGACGGCGGUCACGGAUAAAAAAACACCUAAUGAUACAUAUAUAAUACUUGCCUGCUGCAGUGGCAUGAACGGUUA
Messenger RNA from Pyricularia oryzae 70-15, 2109 nucleotides. RefSeq names its product serine palmitoyltransferase 1. Bases 298 to 1857 code for a protein of 519 amino acids. The record is from RefSeq and is a predicted model, not a curated record. Gene Ontology annotation, cellular component: endoplasmic reticulum. Lineage: Eukaryota; Fungi; Ascomycota; Sordariomycetes; Magnaporthales; Pyriculariaceae. Gene Ontology annotation, molecular function: pyridoxal phosphate binding; serine C-palmitoyltransferase activity. The transcript has 4 exons. Gene Ontology annotation, biological process: ceramide biosynthetic process; sphingosine biosynthetic process.